This is a messenger RNA of Sycon ciliatum, 2484 nucleotides long. RefSeq lists its product as uncharacterized. NCBI's taxonomy places the organism in Eukaryota, Metazoa, Porifera, Calcarea, Leucosolenida, Sycettidae. The transcript has a single exon. The record is from RefSeq and is a predicted model, not a curated record. Bases 1 to 2484 code for a protein of 827 amino acids.
AUGACGAAAUGCAAGCUAGGCUGGUCAGUACAUGGCAAUGACAGGGCAGGAGUCCCACAGAUCGAACAUUGCCACCUUGCAAGAACCGCUGACGAUGACCUCCAUCAGCUCGUCAAGGAGUCAUUCAGCACGGAGUCGUUUGGUGUGAAGGUCACCUCCAACAAGACCAGCUCGAGGGAAGAAGUCCGUGCCGAGAGGCUGCUGGAGUCCACCACCAAGCGAGUUGGCACCCGUUGGGAGACAGGUCUGCUAUGGCGCUCGAGUGACAUCGCCCUCCCCGAGAGCUACGAAAUGGCCAAAUCGAGGCUGAUGUCUCUGGAAAGGAAGAUGGACCGAAACCCAGCCUAUGCAGAUCAGUACUGCUCUAAGAUUGCAGAGUAUGUCGCUACAGGCUAUGCGAGAAAACUGACAGAGGAAGAGAGGACAGAGGAAGAGCUGGACCAAGACAACGUUGGCCGCAGGUGGUACUUGCCACACUUUGGAGUAGUUAACCCCAACAAGCCAGGGAAAAUUCGCCUGGUAUUCGAUGCAGCAGCAAAAAGCAACGGCAUGAGCCUUAAUGAUGCUCUAGUCAGUGGACCAGAUCUCCUCAAUCCUCUUCCGAGUGUCCUCUUCAAGUUCCGGCAACACCGAAUUGGUUUCGGCGGAGACAUCCAACAGAUGUUUCAUCAGGUACUCAUCAGGAAAGAGGAUCUGCCAGCACAGAGAUUCCUGUGGCGAGGGCGUGACCGUGGCCGAGAGCCAGAUGUCAUGCAAAUGACAGCAAUGACAUUUGGUGCCACAUGCUCGCCGGCAGCCGCUCAGUAUGUGAUGCGAAAGAACGCCUCGGAGUUCACCGAUCGGUGGCCUGACGCCGUACGGGCCAUCUGUGAGAAUCACUAUGUCGAUGACUACUAUGACUCCACCGAUGAUGAAGAACAAGCCAGAAACCGAGUGGACCAGGUGUCGGCCAUCCACGAUGCUGGUGGGUUCCUCAUUCGCCACUGGGUCAGCAACUCCAGAGAGCUGCUGCAGCACAUUCCAGCAGAGCGCCGAGCAGUUGACGCACCGACAUUCAACAGCGGCACGGAGCUGCCCAUGGAGCGAGCGCUUGGUCUGAAGUGGGACCCAGAGACUGAUCAAUUUAACUUCCGCCUCAGUCAACGCCUCGUUGACCAAGAAGCUAAGUCACCCCGGCCAACAAAGCGACAGGCACUCCGCAUGAUCAUGUCAGUGUUCGACCCGAUGGGGUUUCUAUCCUGUCAUACCCUAGCAGCACGAGUCCUUCUGCAAGAUGUUUGGCGCACUGGAGUUGGGUGGGACCAACCCCUACCGGACAGUCUGCUGGAAAAGUGGCGUCAGUGGUGGGGAGGUCUCCGCGAGCUAAGUCACAUCGUUGUACCCCGCUGCUACUGCCUGAGAAUGUCAACGAGGAAGUCAUGUCAGCUUCAUGUCUUUGGCGACGCCAGCGAGGACGGCUUUGCAGCCGUCGCAUACUUUCGAACAACUCUUGAAGACAGGACCUCUCAAGUCUCUUUCGUCCUGGGCAAGAGUCGUGUCGCCCCGUUACGGCCGAUUUCCAUCCCAAGGCUCGAGCUACAGGCGGCACUCAUGGCUGCAAGAAUAGCACGGACGGUUCUGGAAGGGCACGACCUACUCAUCGACAGCACAACGCUAUGGACAGAUUCAAUAACAGUCCUUCGGUGGAUUCAGGCAGAUGCCAAGAAGUUCAAGCCGUUCGUCGCCCACAGAGUCGGUGAGAUCGAUGAACUAUCUGCAGUGUCACAGUGGAGGUGGGUGCCAACAACCCUCAAUCCAGCUGAUGCCGCAACGAGAGUACUGCCAGAUGUCCAAGGCAGACAACUUCAUUGGCUUCAGGGUCCGAAGUUCUUGCAAGCUCCAGAGGCUGAUUGGCCAGAGGAGACCACACAUGCGAAGGCUACUGACGUCGAUGCUGAUCGCCAGGAGAUGAAGGCAGAGUUCGCCGGAAUGCACACCGUGCCAGAGCCGUUGGUCUUACCAGACGCCAACAGUUAUUCAUCGUGGAUGAAGCUGGUGAGAGUCACGGCAUGGAUGGCUCGAUACGUCAAGAACCUGCGGGCCAAGGCAGCCGGAAAGCCAGCCACUGUUGGGGAGCUCCUUCCGACAGAGUUCCAAAGGGCUCAAGAGCUGUGGUGGCUCAGGACUCAAAGAGACAGCUUUGCAGGUGACGUUGCAGAACUGAAGAAAAAUGGGUCUGUGACGAAAGUGAGUCGUUUGUACACUCUGUCCCCAACCAUCGAUGGAGUUGGUGUGAUCCGCAUGAGUGGACGGGUCAGGACCGCACCGAGUGGGAGCGCCAUUGAUCUGGAUCCGGUUAUCCUGCCACCAGAUCACGCGUACACUCGACUCAUGCUCCAACACCUCCGCGAUAUCUGUGGUCACCAAGGACAGGCUCAGGUAGCCAACGAGAUCCGCCGACAGUACUGGAUACCGGGACUACGUACUGCGGUGCGGCGCACAUGA